UCGCGCAAUGGAAGAGAUCAAAAAGGCACUGGCCGAGGCGGAUCCGUUCGCCAGCUGGUGGCCAUUCAUCGUGGCCGGCAUCGUGUUCGUGAUCGGCACUGUCAGGACGUACAUGGGCGGACAGCCCUGCCCGAACGGAAACACCAUCCCGGGCCGGGUGAUCGUGGUCACCGGUGCGACCGGGGGCAUCGGGCGCGAGGUGUGCCGUGAGCUGGCCCGCCGACAGGCGCGCUGUUUGAUCCUGGCGUGCCGUACCGUGGAGCAGGGCGACGCUCUGAAGGAGCAGCUGCGCCGUGAAGCUCCGGACUGUGUGUGCGAGGUGUCCGUGGUCGAUCUGCGUUCGUUCGACAGCGUGCGCCGGUUCGUGCGCCAGCUGCAGGCGCAGCAUCCGGCGGUGGACGCACUGGUGAACUGUGCCGGCGUGAUCUUCCAGCCCGGCGGACGCACGGCCGACGGCUACGAGCAGCACCUGCAGUGCAAUUAUCUGUCCCACUUCCUGCUGACGCAGCUGCUGCGGCCCCAGCUGGCCCGGUCGGCGCACGGCGGACGGAUCGUGAACGUGUCCGCCCACGGGUACACGGCGGCCAAGAUUGCCGACCGCGACGAUCCGCUCAAUCUGUGCCAACCGGCCCAAAGUGGACGGGACGCGUUCGCGCACUCGAAGCUGGCCAUCGUGCUGGCCAGCAGAGCGCUGGCAGGGAGGCUUACUGCGGAGGGGUGCAGCACCACCGUUAACUGCUGCUCGCCGGGGUUGGUUCGCGGCACGGGUCAUCUGCGCCACUCGCCGAUCAUGAAGGCACUGUUCGCGAAGGUGCUCACCUUCCCGUGGAUGUGGCUGUUCAUGAAGAGUCCGGCCCAGGGCGCCCACACGAUCGUGCGGCUCGUGACGGAUCCGGCACUGGCCGGCUGUACGGGGGACUUUUUCAACGACUGUGAACGGGUGGAGGUGUCCGAGUUGGCCAGAGACGACGAACUGGCCGACCGUCUGUACCGGGCCUCCCUCAGUGCGGUCGGUUUAACCGAGGACGCGGCCGGGGGAACCGUACGACCGAAGAAAGAGUAGCGUCAUGGAUGAACAUGAACUUUGGAGAUGGUACUUUGUAUGCCGGUACUGGUAAAUUAAACGAUUUUAGUGAACACAUCAGGUGGAAAUGAUGCUUUUGCUUAGUCUGUGUGUUAAUUUUACGGUUUUCGAAUCAAAUUUCAUUUAAACUAUUUAUCUUUGGUCAGGGUUUGUGUUAAUCUUUUGCGUCCCGAUAAGCCGCAAAGUGAGGAAUUCGGAAGGAAAAGGUAAGCAGCUCAUUUAAUAUGUCAUGUAUUGCAUACCUUCAGGCGCUUAGCAAGUUCGAAACGGAGUAGUAUUUACUUAGAGACUAUCCAUAGUAUUUCGAACCAAUCAGGACAGGAGUAAUGUAACCUUUCCUGCGUUACGAACAUGUUGUUACAUCAUUCUAAAAAUAAAUUAACAUUUUCAUGAAAUUAGAUGCUUGGAAAAUUAGCUUGGUAGUCAUAUAUUCCUUUUAUUUUGUAACAUUAGGGAGUCUUUGAUAUGGCUAAGAAGAUUAGUAAUUGGUCAGUAAACUCCUCCUGGUAUUAGUUUCAUAUUAAACGAUUCUUCGUAUUAAAUCUCUCCCUUAAAUGGGCGAUAAUGUGUUCUAUAUGCCAUUUUAAAUGUAAGUGUAUCCGCUGUUUAGUUCUGUUCAUUUUCAUGUAAUAUUUACAAGCAAAAGAAGAUUUUUUAAAUAAAAAAAGUAUUUGUCAGCACGUCAUACUUGGGUCC
Messenger RNA from Anopheles merus, 1780 nucleotides. Its product is annotated as retinol dehydrogenase 12. NCBI's taxonomy places the organism in Eukaryota, Metazoa, Arthropoda, Insecta, Diptera, Culicidae. The record is from RefSeq and is a predicted model, not a curated record. Bases 8 to 1063 code for a protein of 351 amino acids. The transcript is spliced from 3 exons.